AUGAGCUUUCCCACCGCCUACACCCCCCUCGAGUCGCUCCUCCUUUUCCAGGCCCUGCGCGCCGAAGGUGUUAACUCCCAUGCUGUAUUCAAUCGCAUUUCGGAGCAACUCAAAAAGGUCAGCUUCGUGCAAGGUGACCCUUCCUACGACAGUGGGAGGUUGAGCCCGGAUGCGCUGCGCGAACUGUACUUGUGGCUGUUGAAGGAGGAGGUGAAGAGGGAUGCGGAGCGGCAGGCGGACAGGGACGAUCUCCUACGGAAUGGCAGUCUGGAUCCGGCGCAGAGGAAGAGGAAGGCCCCCAGUCCGAGCCUGCCCACGGUGCAUGAGGCCAGCCAGCAUGCGCACCUGAUCCCGCAGCUGGUGACGCGAUUGUAUGCGCGGUACAGAGACCAUGCUGUGAAGGGCAUCAGGGAGCAGGAGCGGAAGUAUCAUGCUCUUCAGCGAGACAUUGGUGAGAUUGAAGAAGGGAAGUGGGAUGAGGGCUUGAGGCAGCGGACCGCGUCUCGUACGCAAAGUCCACGGCCUUCUGCUUCCACGCACACUCAACCUGCAGGCCACAAGGUUGAUGGAUCUCACUCAGCAGCAGCAAGUCCGGUACCACCUGGCAAUUCUGCCGACUCAGCGACAACCAAACCGUACAAAGGGAACAAGAUUGGCGAUGUGAUGAACCAUGGACCCGAACCACCGAACGGCACCACCCAUCGAAGGACCUCCUCCGGGACGGUGCUGCCGCCGCUGUCUGAGAUGGCACCGCAGUCGCCACGCUUUGGCAUUCCACCCAAAGUGCCUGGACCCCUGUCGACGCAAGUUCCCAACAACAAUGGCUACCACCAUUCGCCCACAACCGGUCACCAAUCUCCAUACGGAACUCACCACGGACAUCCUGUAUCAAAUUCUAUGGCCAGUCCUCAGGUUCAGAAUGCAUUGUCACGGCCUUCAUCGUCGCCCAGACCAAUACUGCCGCCUCCGCCAGGGAUGAAGUUGCCGCCACCCAGUCCAGGCCCGCACUCUGCUUCGCCAAACAUGCAUGGGCCGCCCGUGUCAGGCCAUCAACAGUAUCCGCACCCACCUCCUCAUCGACUGUCCAAUGCCCAGUCACCAAGCGCCACGUAUGGAUACCCACCACCACACCAGGCGCAUCCUCCGCAUCAACAAGGUUACUAUCAAGCGCCGCAGUAUCAAGACAGAAGGACUUCGUAUCCACCACCUCAGGGGCAGUAUCCGAUGCAGCCACCUCAUGCUGGCGGCUACCAACUCCCACCGUUCCCCGUCGACGGCAGCCAACAAGGCUACGCCUAUCCGUCUAAUUAUGCGCCUCAGCCCGGCUAUCCACCACGACAAUCUCAACACCAUCAGUACCCCCCGAGUGCGCCAACCACCGUCCAGAGACCUCCAGCGCAGGAUCCUCGGCUCGUUUCGGACAUUGUUGCUGCUCUGGCGACGCCGCAGCCAAGACCGAAGUUGAAUAAAAGCUUCAAGCGGCCCCUGCCGACUCUGGAUCUAGGCACACCCAUGCCGUCUCCUGUCACUGAGAUCGAGCCUUUCAGUCCCGUGCUGGAACGAGCGAAGCUUCCUGGCCGUCAGACAACGUCCAAGCGCGAGCAACGAGCCGCUGAAGCAGAGCAGUCGCCCGAACCAGAGCCUGUACCCAAGUCAACCAGAACGCGUGCACGAACGAAACGGGACCGUAGUCCGCAUUCCGUCGUCUCGUCCACCGCCGAUGACCUGACACGAGGCACCCGCAGCCAAUCCGUCAGCACAGCAGCCGGCGCCCUCCCACCUUCCGACGACCGACCCACAAGCAGAGGCGACGUUAAGAUCGAACCCUCCACGCCCGCCGGCAUCGUCGACCUCCCCGAAUCCUCGCACGAAUACCCUCCCGUCCCCGGCAGCGGCCCCAUGACCCGCAAACGUCGCGGCACGCUCCAAUCCCAGCACCACCAACCGCCCUCCAAACGUGCCCGCCAACGCUCACCCGACCGCGGCCCGUCGGUGGAAGACUGGGCCACCCCUCCACCCCGACCGACUACCAUCACCGCUACCCGCAACCUCAACAAGAUCUCCGCCGCGAUUAUGCAGGACAUCGAACGCCACAAACACGCCUCUUACUUUGCCAACCAGGUGCGCGACAAGGACGCCCCGGGGUAUAGCGAGAUCAUUAAGAACCCCCAGAGUUUUAAGUCCGUCCGGGGUAUGCUCACCGCUGGCGCCAAGGCCGUGAACGCUGCGUCCGCUUCCUCUGACUCCCCCUCUACUUCCACCGCAGACACCGCCGCGCCGACCGUCGACCUCGACCGUUCUGCCGAUUUAAUGCCCCCGAAAGCCAUCGUCAACGCCGCGCAGCUGGAAAAGGAGAUCCUCCGUGUUUUCGCGAACGCCGUGAUGUUUAACCCGGGCGAGGACGGGAUGGUGAAGGUGGCGCGGGAGAUGUGUGCAGAUGUGGAGGGCAAGGUUGGCGAGUGGAGGGGUAGCAGCGGUGAAGAGGAAGGGAGGGGCGGGAGUGAGGUUUUGGACGCCGGGGAGGAGGAUGGGGGGAGGGGGAAGAGGAGGAAGGGGUAG
Molecule: messenger RNA, 2559 nt
Organism: Saxophila tyrrhenica
Lineage: Eukaryota; Fungi; Ascomycota; Dothideomycetes; Mycosphaerellales; Extremaceae
Exons: 1
Coding region: 1-2559 (852 amino acids)
Cellular component (GO): NuA4 histone acetyltransferase complex
Molecular function (GO): protein binding
Source: RefSeq, a predicted model, not a curated record